AUGUUCAUUGCCCGCUCGGAAUACGACCGUGGAAUCAACACCUUCUCUCCGGAGGGGCGUUUGUUCCAGGUCGAAUACUCUCUCGAAGCUAUCAAGCUGGGUUCAACAGCGAUCGGUGUCGCAACCUCCGAAGGUGUCAUCCUAGGUGUCGAGAAGCGUGUCACCUCCAGCCUCCUCGAGGCCUCCUCCGUCGAGAAGAUCGUUGAGAUCGACCAACACAUUGGCUGCGCCAUGUCCGGUCUGCAGGCAGAUGCCCGGUCCCUGGUCGAGCAUGCCCGUGUCGAAUGCCAGAACCAUGCCUUCCACUACGCCGAGCCGUUGAGAGUCGAGAGCUGCACCCAGGCCAUCUGUGACCUGGCCCUGCGAUUCGGAGAGACGGGGGAUGACGAGGAGAGCGUCAUGAGUCGGCCUUUCGGUGUCGCCUUGUUGCUCGCUGGUAUUGAUGAGGAUGGUCCGCAACUAUACCACGCGGAGCCCUCCGGAACGUUCUACCGAUAUGAUGCGAAGGCGAUCGGGUCCGGAAGCGAGGGUGCGCAGGCGGAAUUGCAGAAUGAAUACCAUCGUUCCUUGACGCUGGGUGAGGCGGAGACUCUGGUUCUCAAGACGUUGAAGCAGGUCAUGGAGGAGAAGCUGGACGCGAAGAACGUCCAGCUCGCUAGUGUGACUAAGGAGAAGGGCUUCCGUAUUUACGACGAUGAGGAGAUGGGCAGGGCUGUUGCGCAGCUGGGCAGCAACCAAUGA
Molecule: messenger RNA, 741 nt
Organism: Aspergillus welwitschiae
Lineage: Eukaryota; Fungi; Ascomycota; Eurotiomycetes; Eurotiales; Aspergillaceae
Gene: pup2
Product: proteasome core particle subunit alpha 5
Exons: 5
Coding region: 1-741 (246 amino acids)
Biological process (GO): proteasome-mediated ubiquitin-dependent protein catabolic process
Cellular component (GO): proteasome core complex, alpha-subunit complex; nucleus; proteasome core complex
Source: RefSeq, a predicted model, not a curated record